Molecule: messenger RNA, 2201 nt
Organism: Saccostrea echinata
Lineage: Eukaryota; Metazoa; Mollusca; Bivalvia; Ostreida; Ostreidae
Product: lysosome-associated membrane glycoprotein 1-like
Exons: 10
Coding region: 3-2081 (692 amino acids)
Cellular component (GO): membrane
Source: RefSeq, a predicted model, not a curated record
AAAUGGAGGCGAACUUAAUCGGAGCAAUACUCAUAAGUGCUCUAUCAAUGUCUCAAGGAACAGAAUUCAAUUACACAUAUUCAAACAAAGAAAUAUGUAUGGACAUUAAGAUGGAUGUCAAACUUUACCUGACGAACGGAAAUGAAACAGUAAAUUUUUCCGGAAACAAUUUUACCGUUAAGAACGGAGAAUGUGCAAAUACAGGGGAAUACCAAUCGUGGUUGGCAAUAGAAAACAAAAAGGCAGAUGUGUUGACAUUUAUAUUCCUUGUUGUUCCUGAUUUAACGGUGAACAUGAGCCUGAAGUUUGAAUUUGCUCCAUUUGAGUACUUUCCAGUAGCAGAUGAGAUUCAGUCAAAUAUAAUAGAUUUGAUGACUACUAGAGACUCAAAGCUUGGAGACUUUGCCAAGUUAUAUAUGUGCAAGUCAACUCAGAGAGUGACUCUUAACGGACAACUAGGUGGAGUCACAUAUACACUGUACAUAGACAUGUCCAACGUUCAAAUCCAGGCUUUUGAUAUACAGAAUGGAAACCUCAGCACUGAUGUUUUUGUGUGCAGUGCUGAUCACAAGACAACCGACUCACAAACAACAGAGGAUUCAACAACAAAUUCCUCUAAUGGACCAACAACAGAACCAAGCAAGACAAAUGUUACGACAAUCACAACACAACCAACAACUGAACCAAGCAAGUCAAAUUUGACAACAGACAUCACACAACCAACAACUGAACCAACGACAAUCAAUGUGACGACCACCGAACCUUCAACAACUAAUGGAACAACGGAACACACAACAGUCGGUCCAUCUAAUAGCACAUCAGAGAUCCCCACUACUGGACCCACCUCUGUGGCCCCAACAAUACCCCCUCCACCUCCAAAGUCCACUUACACAGUCAAGAAUGGGUCUAAAGCCUGUGUUAUUAUGGAGGGAAGAUUUCAGCUGGAAGUCACUUAUAUGAACAAGAAAAAUGCCAGUUCCAGUAGAACUGUGAAUAUACCGGAGAGCUCUCAUGUCACUGUCAAUGGAACCUGUGAUCCAGGAAAUUCCAGUCUCACAAUCAUACCAAGAGAGGGCGCCAUUACAUCUUUAACUUUCAAUUUUAUAAACAACAAUCACAUAUCUCAGUUGUUGUCUUGGUCUGCGGAUGUCGACUUGAAACAUUUCCCGGAUGCUAAAAGAUCUGAGCUCAAACACACAGUGAAUGAAAUAGUGAACUUGUCAUCUCCUAAACUAUAUUACAAGUGUGACUUAGGGGGAAACUUCUCAGAUAAUACUAAAGUUCUGACCUUCAUAUUCACCGAGUUCCAGGUACAGGCCUUUAAUGUGGAGGAUGGCAAAUUUUCAGGGAAUGGAGAGGAUUGUGAGAAGGAUGUAGAACCUAUCCCUGCUCCCGGGGAAAUUCCGAAAAACAAGUUUGUGGUUAAAGACCCGCUCAGUGAUGAAGUUUGUGUCUUAUUUAAUGGCAGAAUUCAAUUUAACAUUCCGUAUGUGUCAAACAAGGGGAUCAAUGUAACAAAAUCAGUUCCUCUGCCAACAAAAUACACUAUUACUGGUAACUGCAACACAACACUGAAUGGAUAUUACUCUCAAAGAAUGAUCAUUGGUUUCUACGACAACUGGAAGAUGACCAUGUUUUUCUCAUCAGAUCUGAAGCAAAGCAAACUCUUAACAGUGGGACAAGUUUCAAAGUACCACAUCUCUCAAAUUGAGCUGAAUUAUGACUACAACAACAAUAUUUUUGAUGAUGCUGUUGAAAGUCUUUUCGGUAAAAAUGAUUCGGUUCUUGCUGCUAACCUCACUCAGUUGACAACAGAUGCUACCAAUAGCUACUUGUGUAACAAAGAUACUACUUUUGACCUUCAACAUGGAUUUUCUAUGGUAACCAAGGAUCUCCGCUAUCAGGCCUUUAAAGUAAACACAACAGAUUUUGAUGAUGCCACCGAGUGUGAAGGGGACACGAAGACAGACAGUAUCGUACCUAUCGCAGUCGGAGCUGCAUUGGCUGGACUCGUUCUUCUUGUACUGGUAGCUUAUGUGUUUGGACGAAGACGGAGUCGCUCAGAAUAUUCAAACAGAUAAAUUAAUAAUAAAGAUAAAUAUGUAAAUAUAUACAGAUUGAUAACGAGAGACGUUGAAUUUAGGUUUGAUAAAAUAGAGGAAGUACUUUUCAUGUCCUCUAUAUUUUUCCGUUGAAUAUUU